AUGGAAGCCCAAGAGGAAACGUCCACUUCUUACCCCCAUGAAGAUGUGGAUGAAGAAGAGGAGGACUCAGUGGACUGGUCAGACUUCCCAUGGGUGCGGAUUGGACUCAUCGCUGCGGUUUUAUCAGCGACAGCGUUGGUUCUGUGCAUUCUUGGACUUUCACCUCCUUGCGAAUCCAUCUCAACUUUGUCACAGCGGCAGAAUCUUCUUCAGGACCACAGCCGAACAGCCACAUACCACAGGGCUAUUCUGCUCAAUGAGGCGGAUUUCCAAGACAAGGUGGUGUUGGAUGUUGGUGGAUCUGGUAUUUUGUCUUUCUUUGCCGUCCAGGCCGGAGCAGCAAGAGUCUACAGUCUCCAAUCUGGGCUUUUGUUGAAAAACACACAGUCCCUGGUCGAGGCGAAUGGUCUGUGUGGGAGAAUUGUGGUGCUGGACGGAGACUUGUGUCCAGAGAAAGUGGACGUGCUUCUGUUUGAGCCCACGGGACAUUUGCUGCUGUCCGAGCCGCUCUCACAGACCCAGCUGCUGAAGGGGAGGAGCUGCCUCAAACCUGCAGGUCUGAUGUUUCCGUCUUGGGCCGAUCUUCACUUUGCUCCAUUUAGCGAUGAACAACUUUACUUUGAAAACUACGCUCGAGCUGCUUUCUGGCAGCAGAGAAACUUCUAUGGAAUAAGCCUGAACUCUUUGCACAACCCUGCAGUGGAGGAGUUCUUCAGACAGCCCAUAGUGGAGACAUUUGACGCCCAGAUCCUGAUGUCACAUUCCGUCAAACAUCUGAUCAACUUUGAGAAGGCCACAGCGGAGGAUCUACAAAGGUAA
Molecule: messenger RNA, 819 nt
Organism: Knipowitschia caucasica
Lineage: Eukaryota; Metazoa; Chordata; Actinopteri; Gobiiformes; Gobiidae
Source: the annotation of a GenBank genome assembly